Molecule: messenger RNA, 767 nt
Organism: Cantharellus anzutake
Lineage: Eukaryota; Fungi; Basidiomycota; Agaricomycetes; Cantharellales; Hydnaceae
Exons: 1
Coding region: 102-650 (182 amino acids)
Source: RefSeq, a predicted model, not a curated record
GGAAUACUGUCGUCAAAUCUCGCCCAGGGAACUUUUUGAUUUCUUUUACGCCUCCACCUCCAGACAAUGGAAACGGGAAGAAAAAAGACGAGGCGAUUCCUAUGAUGGGUAUGCUCAACUCUGAACAAGCAUCAUCAAGUCGACAGGUACCGAGUUGGGUUGAGCAGAACUGGAAUACCACCGACAACCAGAAUGGACGCGCUACUCCGAAAGACCUGAACCUGAUAGUAACUGAAACACCCGCUCCUGUUCGACCUUCAUCUCGACCAUCGACUGCCUAUGACGAGGAGGGGCACGGCCUUGACGAACCACAUUCUGCCUCAGAAGUUGUCGCCCUUCCCCCUGGCACGCCAUCAUCCUUCUCGUCUCCUCUUGCGCAGAGCAAUUACUUCUCACCGUCACCCAAGGAAGUAGAUCGCAUAUCGACAGCUGCUCUUCCUCCUACCCCCGACCCGGCUCGACGUGAUCCCAACACAAGCGCCGGAGAUUUCUUCGAGAGCCGCCACUAUGCUAUCACUUCUCCUUCAGAGCCACCACCAGAGGAUGGGAGUGCGAAACGUGUUGGAGGAGUUUUUGAUAGAUCAAUAUUCAGAGAUUAUAUGGAAGGAAAAGGUGUGUUGACUUUGAUCGAGCUUCAUCCCAACUCAUAACUCGAUAUUCGAAGGAGCCAAUUAAUAUAGGAGUGGUGGGCGAUGAACGACCAGUUGUUCGAUUUCCGCACAUAUUAGCAUUGAUGACUUGCGCCACAUUGUUCCACAACGUACCCG